Mytilinidion resinicola is the source of this 1297-nucleotide messenger RNA. RefSeq lists its product as uncharacterized. NCBI's taxonomy places the organism in Eukaryota, Fungi, Ascomycota, Dothideomycetes, Mytilinidiales, Mytilinidiaceae. The record is from RefSeq and is a predicted model, not a curated record. The coding region runs from base 85 to 1194 and encodes 369 amino acids. The transcript has a single exon.
CUCCCUUGCUACGUGCUCGUCCUCCUCCAACCUUGGGACUCUCCUCUUCUACCCCAUGCCGCCCUCCCUACCACCACCUCAAAAAUGGGCGCUCUCCAAUCCAUCAUCAUCUGGGUGGGAUGCUAUUUCGUAGUCCCAUACCUGACCUUCCUCCCGCCAGGCGCCCGCACCCUCAUAUCCCUCUUCGCGCCCUACCUCGUCCCCAAACUCAUCGACUUCGCCAAAUCCAUCCUCCACCCCUCCAGCCGCAUCCCCGUGCGCCCCGUCCCUGCGCCCGCAAAACGCGCCCUCAACCUCUUCUUCGCCAGCGCCUCCCUCGCCCUCCUCCUCACCCUCCCCAACUUCGCUGACGAGAACGUCUUCACCGCGACCCAAUCGCGGCUACAGAUCGACACAGAUGUCUUAUUCAAAAGAUUGGAAGCGCUGCGGCCGCUCACACCCACGGACACCGCCCUGCGCGCAAAGUUCGUGAACGCAGAGAGCCGCCUCGCCUACCUCGUCUACGGCGCCGACACGGUCGCGCACUGCACCAUCUGCGGGCCCGACGACGCGUGGGGCGCUUUCAUGUACCACCUGCCCAAGCUACUUUUGCCGCACCUGCUGCACGCCGUGGUGCUCGGCGCCGCCACCAGCGACGUGUUCGCGGGGCGCGAGGGCGCGCGCUGGCGCAAGCAAGGGUGGAUCGCGGCGCUGGCCGUCGUGGUGGUGGAGGUGUGGUAUAUCGCGACGUACGACAUCGCGCGGAACAAGAAGGCGAAGCGGCUGCAAGACUUGGAGCUUGUGUUCUGGCGCGUGCGCACGCUGCGGUUGAUUGCUAUAUCGGCGUUGGAUGGGCUGCUGGCGCUGGCGUUGUGGUUGACGAGCACGAAUCGCUGGCUGGCGCGGCCGCCGCCGGUGGCGGCGAGGGUGGAGGCGGCGACGAAGAAUGUGGAGGAGAGCUUGAUGAAGAUGCGGGCGCUCGGGGUGUUGCGGAAUGCGGUGGUGCGGGAUAAGGUAUUGAGGGGGGAGGUGGAGGAAUAUUGGCGGCAGGAGGGGGAUGUGAUGGGGGAGUUGGUGCAGGAUCCAGAGGUGGCGGUGGUGAUGAAUGGGGUUGUGGAGGGGAUGAAUAUGGAGAGGGUGGAGACGGAUGCAGGGGCUAUGGCGGAUGGGAUUAUGGGCGGGUUGGUCCUCGGAGGUCAUGUAAAGGCGGAGUAGGGGUUUUUGCAUUGGAUUUGGAGUUUAAGCUGCAUUGCUGGUGUUGGAUAUCAGGUUGGUGGAGUUCAAUGGAAUCAAACUCUCCAGAUAUAAUAUACUAGAA